Molecule: messenger RNA, 526 nt
Organism: Propithecus coquereli (Coquerel's sifaka)
Lineage: Eukaryota; Metazoa; Chordata; Mammalia; Primates; Indriidae
Gene: APOA2
Product: apolipoprotein A-II
Exons: 4
Coding region: 107-409 (100 amino acids)
Biological process (GO): high-density lipoprotein particle assembly; lipoprotein metabolic process; cholesterol transport
Cellular component (GO): blood microparticle; very-low-density lipoprotein particle; spherical high-density lipoprotein particle
Molecular function (GO): lipase inhibitor activity; apolipoprotein receptor binding; high-density lipoprotein particle receptor binding
Source: RefSeq, a predicted model, not a curated record
AGACGAGUAUAUAGCCCCUACCUCUCCAGCCAGGCCAGGAACAGACGCCAAGGACAGAGACGCUGACUAGCUUUGUUCCUAGGCCACCUUCCCUACUGUCACCACCAUGAAGUUGCUUGCAAUGACUGUGCUGCUGCUCACCAUCUAUAGACUUGAAGGAGCUUUGGUUCGGAGACAGGCAGAGGAGCCGAGUCUGCAGAGCCUGUUCUCUCAGUACUUCCAGAGCAUCACCGACUAUGGCAAGGACCUGGUAGAGAAGGUCAAGGUCCCGGAGCUUCAGACCCAAGCCAAGGCUUACUUUGAAAAGUCAACGGAGGAGCUGACACCCGUGGUCAAGAAGGCUGGAACUGAUCUGGUUAAACUGUUUAACUAUUUUGUGAACUUUGGAAAACAACCUUCCACCCAGUGAGUUGUCCAGACCAUUAUCUUCCGGCCCCAGCUGGCCUCUAGAACACCCACUGGCCGGGCCUAGAGCCCCUCCCUCUACCCACUCCCUGUUUGCCACAAUAAAUGCUGCAGGAGUCAA